AUGGACCCGGCCUCGCUUCCCUUUCCAUCGCCACAUCCCCGCCUUCAUGGCCAGCCCACGCCGCACCACUUUCGCAUUCCGACCCUACCAUCGCAAUCGAAUCUCGACCUCGGCCCGCUCGACGCGACUGAAGCGACCCUCGAACACCAUCUCCAGCGUCUUCAAGCCAUUCCGAACAUGCCCAUCGGUCCCUCCGACUUUGGUCAACACCACCAACACCAUCCACUCCAACACCAGCCCCUUCCUCCCCUUCCUCAGUCCACAUCCGAUCUCCAAGGGGUGCCUCACCAUCGUGCGCUGCCGCCACCACCACCACUUCCUCCGCCUGCUCACUCCGCGCCUCCAACCCAUAGUCAAUUCGCCAUCUUGACGCCGAACCUUUCCAGUUCCCAGCCAGCUGCUAUACCCCAGAUUCUGGCAGAUGAGGACGUGUUUGCGCCGCCGCCCCACGUCCCUUCCUCGGCCCUCGAGUCCUCGGAACAUAAGGCACAUGGACAGUUAGUCAAUAGGAUAGUUACCAACCCGCCAGACCUCAAAGCGUGGCGCGAAAGGCUGUUCAAUGUCGACGACACCAUCACUUUGACCAAUGACCAAUUCGAGACUUAUUUCCCCCAUAUUGACAACGUGUACUCUCAUCGCUCUACUCAGAAGUACAAGCGCAAGCCCUUCAUCUCCCACUACUGGGACUGUCGCAUGAAAGGACGCCCGCCAGGUACACCCAAGUCAGAAGACCCCUCCAAGAAGAAGCGGAAACGCUUCGCGCGCGAGAGGGAUCUUUGCGAUGUCAAGAUCAAGAUUACCGAGCACUUCCCAGGUUCUGCAUUUUCUCCAGACGGAGAAAGCAUCCCCGGGGGUCCUCAGUCGAGUCCAUAUCAGCCACCACCCCAGGCUUUCUCUGACGGCUUGUCUAGACCACCAAAUGGUUACGUACAGGGCGAGAAGUACUGGACCAUACAAAGAGUCAAUGGCAAUGGCGGGAACGGGAAGGCUGAUGGUGUAGCCGGCCCGCAUAAACACACUUUGGAGAAGAGCGAUGAGAUCAAGAAGUCCAGUGUGCAGAGGUUUGUUGCCACGCAGGGAAAGGAGUCCAAGAAAAUACAGAAACCCACACCAAAGAGGCCCUCUGGUGAUGCACUGGCCACGGCAAGGAAGCAUUUGAGGGAUCACGAAUUAAAGCUCUAUGCGGCUAGUUUCUGCCCCUUCUCUCAGCGAGUAUGGAUUGCGCUCGAGGCAAAGGGCAUGCAAUAUCAGUAUUGUGAGAUUGAUCCUUUCACGCGACCAACUCAACUGCUGGAGGCAAAUCCCCGAGGAUUGGUCCCAGCGAUACGUCAAGGCGAUUGGGCUAGCGGUGAAAGUACUAUCAUCCUGGAAUAUGUGAGUUAUCAGUCUUCGGCUCGCAUGGCUUUCCCUGGCGGUGACUCACGAGUAAUAGCUUGA
This is a messenger RNA of Anthostomella pinea, 1437 nucleotides long. The record is from the annotation of a GenBank genome assembly. Lineage: Eukaryota; Fungi; Ascomycota; Sordariomycetes; Xylariales; Xylariaceae.